Magnolia sinica is the source of this 2843-nucleotide messenger RNA. RefSeq lists its product as uncharacterized. The transcript is spliced from 7 exons. Gene Ontology annotation, biological process: protein K48-linked deubiquitination. The record is from RefSeq and is a predicted model, not a curated record. Gene Ontology annotation, molecular function: K48-linked deubiquitinase activity; cysteine-type deubiquitinase activity. NCBI's taxonomy places the organism in Eukaryota, Viridiplantae, Streptophyta, Magnoliopsida, Magnoliales, Magnoliaceae. The coding region runs from base 242 to 2101 and encodes 619 amino acids.
CCCCUGAGAUAGGCCUUACGAGUGCCCCACCUUUCGGUUUUUUCGCACUUCGUUCCGCCGGUCUAGGGUUCCGAUCCCUUCUCUCCCACUCCAAUUCGCACCAGGCAUGAUCAUCCGACCCUCUCACCCCAUCCCUUUUCGAUCACAACCCUAGCAUUUGAUCCACUAGGGUUUAGUCUCCGAUCCGAGAGAGAGAGAGAGAGAGAGAGAGAGAGAGAGAGAGAGAGAGAGAGAGGCUGUGAUGGUGGAUCAAGAAGAAGAGGAUCUGCAGAUGGCGCUGCGCAUGAGCCUGCAGCCCUCUCCGCCGGAGGCAAAGCGCAGCAAGCCCCGAGAAAAUGCGGCCCCGAUUCCGGACGAGUCCCCGGAAGCGAAGAAUCGGAGGCUGCAGCGGGAGCUUAUGGCGGCAGCUGCAGAGAAGCGGAUGCUUUUGGCGAAGAGCAGCGUUGCUGUACCUAAGGUGGAGAAAACCGUUGCAGCGGGUCCAACGGGCAGCAGCCAGAGAGUGGAGCGGGCGGCAGCCGGUUCAGGAGAAAAGGAUAGGGAUUUGAGUUCUGGCGGGGAAGAGCUGUCAACUGUGGAUGCAGAUCAGUUGUUUUCGAUGGUGUUUGGGGCUGGUGUCUCAAGGGACAUUCUCGUGCAGUGGAGCAAUCAGGGGAUCAAGUUUAGCUCCGAUCCAGAAACAUGUAUGGGUCUCGUGCAACAUGAAGGGGGCCCCUGUGGGGUGCUCGCAACCUUACAGGCAUUUGUCCUCAAAUACCUUUUGUUUUCUCCAGAUGAAUUUGGUAAAACUACAACCAACACACCUUCACAAAAUUUCGGCGCAAGAAGACUUUCUCAAAGUUCAUGUGUUACAUCGGGAGAUUUUGCUUCUCUAACUGAAGAUGAAAAAACAAGAGCUCUGGUUCUCAGUAUGGUAGAAAUAUUGUUUUCAUGCGGAACUAAGAAAAGGGCGGUGGUUGCAACACUUAGUGUUCUUAGUCAUCUCCCUGAGUAUGGGUCUGAAGACGGUCAGAAUGAUGAGAUGGUUGCAAAAGCCCUUGAAGGUAUUUCGAUUGAAUCAGCAUCAGAUUUGCAGAAAGUUUUAAGAGUUAAAGCAUAUGAUUCAACAAUGGGUGCUUUCCACCGGCUUAAAGCAAUGCUUCCUGUUUUCCAAAGUCGUAUGGGCGCAAUGCUAUUCCUCAUCUCUGCACUACUUUCUCGAGGACUGGAAUCCGUUCAAGCAGACAGGGAUGACCCUAGUUUACCGUUAGUCACUGCUCCAUUUGGACAUGCCUCACAGGAAAUUGUAAACCUACUGCUUUGCGGGCAGGCUGUCCCAAAUGUAUUUGACGGUAGAAUGGAUCUGGGAGGCGGCAUGUUCCUCAAGGGCAUACCCACCAGUGUGGAAGUUGGCUUCCUUACCCUGUUGGAAUCUCUCAACUUCUGCAAGGUUGGCCUGUAUCUGAAAUGCCCAAAAUGGCCAAUAUGGGUGGUUGGAAGUGAGUCCCACUACACAGUACUUUUCGCUCUCGAUACCAGCGUGCAAGAUGAAAAUGAACUGGAAGCGCGAGAAUCGCAGAUCAGGAGAGCGUUCGAUGCCCAAGACCAAAGUGGCGGAGGAGGUUUCAUCAGUGUGGAAGGUCUCCAGCAAGUCCUUAGGGAAACAAGCAUCAACUUGCCAGCUGAAAAGCUCGAUCAUCUAUGCAGCACAGGGUUCAUAGUAUGGAGUGAAUUCUGGCAGGUCUUGCUUGAGUUGGAUAAAAGCAUGGGAGGGUUGAAGGAUUCGACUGGACUGAUGGGCAAGAAGCAAUUUGAUCUCUAUCAUUUUAAUGGGAUUGCCAAGUCGGUAUCGAAUGGCACCCAAACAACAGGAGGGGAGAGUCCACUGCAAAGGCCGAGGCUUUCGAAAUUGAGAGUCUCUGUUCCGCCAAAGUGGACGCCUGAGGAGUUCAUGGCAGAUGUCGUUGUGCCCAGUUCAAGUAGCGAACCCAGUGGGAAAGAUGGUGUUGUUGAGGUGAAUCAGCCGGAGCCUUCUCAGCAUGCACCAUUGGUGGACUGCAUUAGGACCCGCUGGCCCCGUGCCAUAUGUAGUUGGGUCGGAGAUCCCCCCAGUAUAGUCUGAGGUUGUUACAAGCCUCCACACCCCACAGCAAAUAAAGGCCGCAAUCAUUCUUAUAAUCUGUUGUUGUAAAGAUCCAAAGUCAGAAAGUUUGAUCUGAAUCGAGGAAGUGCUGCCUAUUCUUCUCAAAUCAGCAAUCAACAGGAAAGAGAAAUCCUUUUUCACUUCGUUGGAGAUGGGAGUCAAGUUAUUACUGUAACCAUCAGGGUUCGACUUCUUCAGUUACAUUAGUGAACGGAGGAGUCGGCAGACAGCGAUCUUGAUUGGAAGUGUAAUUUUCAUUUGAUAUGGCUUUCUGCUCAAAUCUGUUAUCGGUUUUGUAUGCGUAGCUUGUUUUCAGGAAAGAGUUGUUUCACAGGGGAGGCAGUUUUUAAUUCGUUUCUGGGUUUUCAAGUUGUUCAAAGUUGUAAUAGUAAAUUUAUUUCUUGCUUCUAGCAAAUUAAAUUUGGACCCUUCUCCCUCGCCAUUUUUGUUGUUGGUGUAAAAAAGAACGAGAGAGACGAAAGACGAAUACAAGCAUGGUGUGGUGCAAUCAGUUAGAAUUUUGAUGUUACUUCUGUCACAUGGGGCAACCAUCUGCUGUGUUGAUUUGGGACCUACACCUUAUCAAUUAUAGUGUCUUUGGACCUGAUAAAAUUGAAUGGUUCGUAAUGAACCACUUUCAGUAUUUGCUAACAGCGGAACAUUUGUCUGGGGUUGUGGAGAAGGCAAGUUAAUCUAAAUACAAUUUGCAUCUUUUGAAUUA